Messenger RNA from Sarcophilus harrisii (Tasmanian devil), 1073 nucleotides. It is a transcript of the gene CD300LG, whose product is annotated as CD300 molecule like family member g. Lineage: Eukaryota; Metazoa; Chordata; Mammalia; Dasyuromorphia; Dasyuridae. Gene Ontology annotation, cellular component: plasma membrane. Gene Ontology annotation, molecular function: transmembrane signaling receptor activity. The record is from RefSeq and is a predicted model, not a curated record.
UAAAAGGGGAAACUGACUGUUGUGAUCUCACUCUCCUGCUAACACUUUGAGAAUCAGUGGGAGUCUCAUCUAGCUCCAACAAACCCUUCUCUAUAAGGCCAGGACAAAGAAUCUCCUUGCCCAGUCCUUCUGAGUCAGCCCUAGAACAGACAAUGAGAUUUCUGCUACUCUGGGGGUGGAUCAUCAUUCCAGGUUAUGGAGCCAUGGUGGGUCCGAAGGAAGUCAGUGGGCCAGAGGGAAGCUCUCUGUCUGUGCAGUGCUCCUAUGAGGAUAAGCAUCGGGAAAGGAAAAAAUACUGGUGCAAAAACAAUGGAUUAAUUUUUAGUCCCUGUGCCACUGUCAUCAUCACAGAGGCAGGGAAAGAAGAGACAAAUGGCGAAGUGUCCAUCAAGGACAAUCCCCAAAAUGGAACAUUCACUGUGAUCAUGAGGAAAGUCACCCAGAAGGACGCAGGGAAAUAUCAGUGCGGGAUUUCCAUUUUUGGAUUUGAUGAGAUUUUUGAGGUGACAGUGGUUGUUUUUUCAGGGCUCGAGAGUUCUGACUCCCUAAACCCCUCUCUUCAGCCUCCCUCUACAAGGAGUGAUCAGCAGGGGGUAAAGGUUUGGGAAACUCGGUCUCCAGAGCUGAGACUUGGGAGUUACAUAUCCCCCAAACCUUCCCUUCAGCCUCUCUUUACAAGAAGGGUCCAGCAGGGAGUAAAAGUUCAGUCAAGAGUGAUCACCCCCACCCAGGAAAAGAUAAAGCCAGCAACAUUCACAAAUGUGGGGACCAGGGCUGCAGUCCUUCGAAGGGGCCAAGAGAUUCUUCAGACAAAAACCCAAGAAGAUGUGGUCCAGACGGUCACUUCCCACUAUAGCCCCAGGGAUACGAAUCCAAGGUCCAGGAUUUCCAUCCCAUUGAUCCGUUUCUGGCUCCAUGCAUCAUCCUCCUGUUGCUAUUGGUGGUGGCUAUCGCAACCCUCCUGAUCCUAUUAGCAAGAAGAAAAAAAGCUCAACUUGUAGUGGAAUCAGGAAAGAAUGGACAGUUUCACUACUCAAAUUCAGUAAAGGAAUCACAAGAUUGAUGCCCAAUCC